GCGCAACAUUUUCAGUCUUGGAUAAUGGCUCCCGCUCGCAAGGGAAAAGCUAAAGAAGAACAGCCAGUGGUUACGCUCGGACCACAGGCUAAAGAAGGAGAGCUAGUGUUCGGAGUUGCUCACAUCUAUGCAUCAUUCAAUGACACAUUCGUCCACGUGACGGAUAUCUCAGGUCGUGAAACUAUCGUGCGUGUCACUGGUGGUAUGAAAGUAAAAGCUGAUCGUGAUGAGUCCUCUCCGUAUGCCGCUAUGUUGGCUGCUCAAGAUGUUGCGGAAAGAUGCAAACAGCUUGGAAUCAAUGCUCUGCACAUAAAGCUUCGCGCUACUGGUGGAACUAAGACCAAGACUCCAGGACCGGGCGCUCAAGCUGCUCUGAGGGCACUUGCACGCAGUGGAAUGAAGAUCGGUCGUAUCGAGGACGUUACACCUAUUCCUUCAGAUUGCACUAGGAGAAAGGGAGGUCGCAGAGGACGUCGUCUCUAA
Molecule: messenger RNA, 483 nt
Organism: Cylicocyclus nassatus
Lineage: Eukaryota; Metazoa; Nematoda; Chromadorea; Rhabditida; Strongylidae
Source: the annotation of a GenBank genome assembly